UGUUUGUUUUGCAUAUUGAAAUUGCUUUUAUGGAAUUCACUAGAGGCAAUAAAUGCAUCAUUUGAUUCCAAAAGCAAAAGUAGGUGUGUUGAAAAUGCUAACAUGUUGUUUGGUUGGCAUUUCUAUUCUUGUUUUGUUCUUCAUAUUUGCUUUUCAAGAGCAGGACAAACACUUUGAAAAAUGCUUAAUCAAAUACAGUAACGAUUUAGGGUUUUGCUUUUGAUAAAAUGACUAUGGAUAAGUAUGAAAAUUUCUACUUUUUUUUUUUGUUAAUCUGCCAUGUAUACUAGGCUUCUAAUAAUUACCAACCUAUAAAACAGUGUAACAAUGGCUUAAAUGCAGUCUUCAGAUGGUUUUAAGUUUAGUGGAAUGAGAAGUUUGUCAAUGGAAAUGGGGUCUGAGGAAGCUAAAAGAUUUUCAGAAGUCGAUUCAAGAGACAUGUACAGCAGAGUUAAACUUAGGGCUGUGAAUGGUAGGAUUUGUGCAGGCAGAGAUGGUAAUUUGGCUGUCGAAAAUGUCAAAUCAUUGAAUGAUGGGUCGAAGAAAUCUAGGGUUUCUGAUGAGGUUAAUUCUGUGGGGAUUCAUAGGAAAAUGGAAGAUGUGGAUUCUGUAAUUAAUACUAAGAAGUUGGCAAUUAGUGGGAGUAACAAUGAGAACGCCACAAAACGCAUUAAGUUGGUUAAUUCGGUGGUGGUGGAUGGAGGGCAAGCAGAGAUUUCUUCUAGAGCGAGAAAGGGAAACAGAGGAGCAAGAGAGGGAAAUGCCAUUUUGGAUUUGAUUGAUGCAUCUAGAGAAGAAAGAUUGAACACUUCGGGAUUAAAAUAUGAAGUGGGGGAUCUGGUUUGGGGAAAGGUUAAAUCACAUCCGUGGUGGCCAGGGCAGAUUUUUGAAGAAGCAUUUGCUUCUCCUUCAGUUUUUUCUACGAAGAGAGAGGGACAUGUUUUGGUUUCGUUUUAUGGUGAUAACAGCUAUGGAUGGUUGAAACCGGCAGCUCUCAUCCCUUUCGAUGUUCAUUAUGCUGAGAAAUCAAAACAGACAGAUGAUCAGCCAUUUUUAACUGCAGUUGAAGGGGUUGUAGAUGAAGUGAAAAAAAGAGCUGCACUUGGCUUGGCUUGUUGUCACCAGUUCCUUUCUAAUUUUCGGCCUACAAGUGUUCAGGGUUUCUUUGAAGUUGAUGUGAGGGGCUAUGAACCUGGAGGUCUGUAUUCAUUGAAGCAAAUUGGAAAGGCUAGAGAUGAUUUUCAACCAUUUAAGACACUCUCUUUCAUACGGAAAUUGGCAUUAGUGCCUCGAAGUGAUGUUCAAAGAAAUGUCAGCUGGAUGAAGAAUGUAGCUCAAGUUAUUGCUUAUCGAAUGGCAGUGUUUGAGGAGUUUGAUGAGACCUAUGCUCAGGCAUUUGGGAGGAAACUAGUAAGGGCUAGAGAUUCAGUGGUGGUUUUAAAGGACCAGGAGAAGGUGUCAUUGCAAGACCUAUUGAGUAGUCAACCCAUGAUUGCUGAUGUCCUAGGCGAAAGCAAGGGUUCUAUGAAGCCUGUAAACGUGGAGGCAACGCCGAAGAAAGACAAGAUUCUUUCCAAAUGGAGGGAUGAGCAGAAUGUUACAAGAGAUCAUCGCUUGAGCAAGGGCUCUGUAGAUCAUAUCUUGCAAAAGGGAGCUCCUCCUUCUGCCAUGACAUCUGAAUUCUCAGGGAAAUACAACCCACAUGGAUUUGUUGUCAGGGAUAAUGCGACUCCGAGUCCUGGUUGUGUAGGCAGAGAAGCUUUGACUAAGGAUAAGAAAUCAGUACUUGUAAAGGCUACUUCAGUUGAUGGUCAGUUGAACAAGGGUAAUGUCAAGUCACCAACUGGAUUCUCAGUUGAUCCAACAACACAGUCGUCAACAUACACCAAAGAUUUUCAUCGUGUUAGUUUGUCGGCAAAAUCAGAAUCCAGUGGUCCUCAGGAGAAAGGUGAGGAGCUAGUUGGCAUGAAACCAUAUAGGAUGGAAUCAUCAAACACAUCUCAGUGUUUUCAAAAUUCCCUAAAACAUGAGCUACAAACGGUGGACGUGACUUGGGAAUUAUCACCUCUGGAUGCCAAGUGUCAUAACAAAUUUCUUGUUACGAGUGAUAAUGCAGGUGACCAGAAGCCAAACAUUCUUAAACAUCCUGGGAAACACUUGCAUCUAAAUAAAUCUGAUAUAGGAGAGAUGAAGAUGAAAGAAGAAUCUGUCCCAGAGCAAAAUCAGAAAUGCCUCAAAACUAGAAGCAUCAACGAGUUAACAAGAAAAUUAGAUAGGAAAUCCUGUGGAACUGGUUUGUGUCAAAGAGAAAAUUCACAGAUCGACCAAGAGAGAAAAGGGAAUGGAAACUUUAGCACCGUAUAUUCUGAUUUGGGAAAUUUUGAAUGUGAACUUUCUGUAUUAGUUAAGGAUCUGUUAGUUCUUGCCCGGGAUCCAUUUUAUGGGCUGGAAAUCAACAUUCAUGAAAAUGUACAGCAUUUCGUCUUGCGAUUCCGAUCUCUUGUUUAUAAAAAAAGCUCAAGUUUAGCCCCUUCAGCAGAGGCUAAAACGAUGGAUAUUGGACUGAUCAAGUCUCCUAACUGUAAUGUGGCCACUGAGACCCCUCGUCAUGUGAAUAUAAAGGACUUGCCUUCCGCCUUUAAACCAUUAAAAAAGCGGUUCAGACUAGAUGAUCCUGCACAGGCCAGUGAAAAUCAUGGCACCUUUUUUUGCCAGGAAGAGACAUACAUGAAGAGGCUAGAUAGAUCGAAUGAGAUGAAUUCAUUGACUGCAGAAAUGAAGGAUGGUGAUCAGAAGCAUCCGAAGGUCCAAAGAGAAGAUGAAAAAAAGAUCGGGGUGAUUGUCUCUGCAAAUCCAGUAAAAGAUUCUCCCAUGAAACAAGAAACUGUGACUGGGGCUGCUGAACCAACAAUGCUGGUGAUGAAGUUUCCUCCUCAUACAGGAUUACCUUCAGUUUCAGAGCUAAAAGCAAAAUUUGGACGGUUUGGAUCCCUUGAUCAAUCUGCCACUCGUGUGUUUUGGAAAUCAUUAACAUGCCAUGUUGUGUUUCAGACCAAAUAUGAUGCUCAGGCAGCAUACUAUCACGCACUUCAAAGCAGAAUCCUGUUUGGCAACCGAAAGGUACAUUACCAUUUGCAGGCCUUGGAUGUUUCAGGAUUAGGGUUACUUGAAUCAGGCAAGUGGCUUGAUGAAGAAGCUUCCGGUAAGUUUCCACCUUUGAGGUCCACGAGCGCUAGAGAUUCAGCUGGUGAAAUAAGGUCUACUGCACUGCAGCAGAUAGCUAUGCCUCCAGGGGUCCAGCUAAAGUCAUGUCUGAAGAUGCCAACAGAAGAUGACAAGGAAUCCUCACCAAGUGUCUUGACUAAGAUCUCGCGUGUAAAAUUUAUGUUGGAUGGGGAUGGAGAUGACAAGGGAGGGAAACUUUUGCUUGGUAAUAGCAAAAUCAACAACUCUGUCGGUGGUGAUUUUUCCAAUGAAAAUGAUAGAAUCAAUCACUUUGUGAAUGUUAUUAACGAGAAGUAUCACCAAGUGGAGGCGAGGAACAGACACACUGAUCACACCACCACUGGCACCACCCACGUAGACAUCUCCCACGAGAUGCUGAACCUUUUAAGGAGUUGCAGUGACAUUGUGGCUGAUGCGAAGCGUUCAUUUGGAUAUGUUCCUUACCAUGCUCUCUGAUGAUGACUUGCACAAUUCAACAUCAUGAUUGGACUAUGCACGCGUGCCAUUGAUUAUCUCCUGCACAGCCAAUCUGCAAUGAUAUGAAGGUACAGGUAUAUAGUGAACCAAAAAUAUAUUAAUGGGACAAAGCUAAGACUUACAUAGGCUCUGGAUAUUGGUAUAGAAAGAGCAAUACAGAUAGUAAAAGGAAAUUUAUGAACCUAAAAUUUUAGAAAACAUAUAGAUUGGAAAAAGAUAGAAUAUAGUAAUGUUUUUAUCUAUCUUUAGUUGUUUAUAUUUUGUUUCAGUUGUUGAGAACCUGAGAUACCGCAUAUAUAAGUAAUUAGAAGGAAGUUAUAGGAGAAAGGUUUGACGCCUAAUAUUUCUCUGUUUAGACUUUAGUCAUGUGAAUGAUUAGUUGCUUUCAAUCUUCUGGGAUUUAUAUUGUAGAUAUCAUAUGCCUCGAUGCAUCUAAAUCUAUUGGUUUAGCUGAUUUUUGUGUUAUUGAGAUAGAGCUAUACCAUACAUGAUGCAUGGAGUUGAAUGAUUUGUAGCGUCCAGUGAACACAUAUAAAUGUUAAAGCUCGUUGUUGUUGUUGCUGUUUUUUUUUUUUUUUUUUUUGGCGACAAGAAUGUUGGUUUGUUGAUUAUGUAUUUUCAUGCCUUGUUUGCUUGAAUAUUCAUAACAGGGGAACAAAGGAAGUGACAAUGAAAAUGGUGAUGAAGGGGGGGAGGAAGAAACCUUUCCCGCCACUUGCCCCUUUAAAAAAGCAGCUUUCCCACUAACCAAACUCAUCUUAGACUCGUUGGUACAGGAAUGUGAAACUAUGGUGGGACUAAGUUGCAACUUGUCCCACUUGUACCAACAUCCCAGGAGGACCUUUUUUAUUGCGCCUUUUUCUUUCUUCAAGUGUAAUGCAUACAUGGACCCUGCUCCUAUCUGGCACAUUUUUUAUUUAAGUUUUUGUGCAAUUAUGGCUCCUUGUUGAGCGUUUAGGUAACACCUUUUUUAGGUAGAAUUUUUUUUAUUUUUUAGUGUUUGUUAAAGGUUUUGAAAGUAUUUUUAAAAAAAUAUUUUUGAUGUCUGACUUUAAGAAGUAUUUUAAAAUUAAAAUCAAAAUUCUUAUUUGAGUCAUUGAUUAUUCAAUUUUUCUCUUAUUAUCCAUUAGUCUAAUUAUUUUUAUAUUAGUAAUAAUAAUUAUUUGACAAACAAUAUAAAAAAAAUAAUCAAUUGAUUUUUGAAAAAUUGAUAAAGAAACCAAAACAAGUCUCUCUAUCAUCAAAUGCAACAAGUGAGCUUUUUUUUUUUUUCUUCACUUUACAUAUCACUUUUUAAGGUUUUAGAAAGUAAUAAUAUACGGCAAUAAUAAUGAUAAAGAAAAUAUAAUAAUAAAAGCAAAUUGAAGAAACAAAAAAAGAAAAGAAAUUAUAUUAUUGUUGUUAAAGAAAAGAUUGACCCUGUGCCUCUCACCUCAUAAUAGGUGUUGGCCUAUUAGCUUUUUUCUUAAUAGAUGUUUUUUUUUUCGGUCACUAAUCUUAGUCUCUUUCUCUCUCUAGACUCCCUCUUUAUUUAUCUUAUCUCUUUCUAGACUGCCUUUUGGCCACCAUGUAAAUCUUCCAUGUACUUGAUUGAUAUUUUUUUUUUUUAGUUGGUACUCACACAGACAUCUCUUUUGAGACUUGAACCCUUGAUCUCCUUUUGGGAAGUAAGAGGUUGAUACUGCUAGACCACUGGCCCGUUAAUUACUUGAUUGAUAUUUUCAAUGCCUUAUGUUUUUGUUGAAGAGAUCUAGAGUGAAAUUGAAAACAAUUU
Molecule: messenger RNA, 5476 nt
Organism: Cornus florida
Lineage: Eukaryota; Viridiplantae; Streptophyta; Magnoliopsida; Cornales; Cornaceae
Product: PWWP domain-containing protein 1-like
Exons: 3
Coding region: 337-3681 (1114 amino acids)
Source: RefSeq, a predicted model, not a curated record